UUUCAAAGACUUUUCAUGACAUUAUAUUCACUGGUCUUUCUAUAUAUACACCUGAUUCAUUCUUUCUACCAUCAACCAGCAACAAAGCAAUCCAAUAGCUUUAAUCUUGCCAUACAUCUCUUCAAAAGAAUUCAAACUUUCAGAAAACACAAAAUAGAAAUGGCUUUGGUGAGAAGUCUAUUGGGUGCAAAGAAGAUUCUUGGCCGAUCCGUCACAGCAGCUUCCACGAGCAAAAGAGCAGCCUCGGCAGCACCUAAAGGGUUUCUUGCGGUAUACGUAGGAGAGAGCCAGAAGAAGAGAUAUGUGGUGCCAAUCUCAUACUUGAGCCAGCCUUCAUUUCAAGCACUUCUAAGUAAAUCUGAGGAAGAGUUUGGGUUUGAUCAUCCGAUGGGUGGCUUAACGAUCCCUUGUCCCGAAGAUAUCUUCAUCAACGUAACGUCAAGGCUCCAAUGAUGACUGUCCAAAUCUUUUCUUCUUCUUGAGUUAGCAAUUUGUCUCCAUUGAGUUAGCAAUGGACUUAUUCAUUGUAAAUCAUUGUAUAUUAUAGGACUUUUUUUUUCUCAUCUUCCUCCGUUUUGAAAGAAUUGUUGAGACUUGAGAGAAUGAAUACCAUUUCUUAUGAGUUAUGAGACAGGCA
Brassica napus (rape) is the source of this 637-nucleotide messenger RNA. Its product is annotated as auxin-responsive protein SAUR21. The transcript has a single exon. Gene Ontology annotation, biological process: response to auxin. The record is from RefSeq and is a predicted model, not a curated record. NCBI's taxonomy places the organism in Eukaryota, Viridiplantae, Streptophyta, Magnoliopsida, Brassicales, Brassicaceae. The coding region runs from base 16 to 453 and encodes 145 amino acids.